AUGUGGCGUCUGCUGCUCACUCUCUUGCUCCUUCACGCCUGCCCCCCUGGAGGAGCCGGCGACCUCCGUGAGGACCUGAUGUUGCUGAAGACCGGGCUUGCGCUUCGCCUCUACCACAGCUUGACUGCGGGCUGCAACCGAACCAACCUGGUGGUUUCCCCAGCCGGUGCACUCAUCCCUCUGGAGAUCCUGCAGUUUGGAGCCCAGGGGAACACUGGCCGGCAGCUGGCUGAGGCCCUGGGGUACACCGUCCAAGACCCAAGGGUGAGAGAGCAGCUACGGGCUGUCUAUGCCACGCUGCCCAACGCCGGCCCAGGCGCCAAGCUGGAGCUGGCCUGCACGCUCUAUGUGCAGGUGGGAACGCCGCUGGCCCCCUGCUUCGUGGAGCAGGUCUCCCAGUGGGCCAACAGCAGCUUGGAGCCAGCCAACCUCAGGGAGCCCAAUGGUACCACCAUGCUGACCAACGGAUGGGCCUCCAGGCAGCCCACAGGAGAGGACCCGGGCGCCUCCACGUGGGAGCGCGGCGGCGGCGGCGGCGGCGGGGCGUCUGCGCAGCUGCUGCUCGUCAGUACCAUGUCCUUCCAAAGCGCUUGGCGGCACCGAUUCUCCUCGGACACCCAGCUCCUGCCUUUCACCUGUGCCCAGGGCCUCGUCCUCCAGGUCCCCAUGAUGUACCAAAUGGCCGAGGUCAACUACGGCCAGGUCCAGGACCCUGCGGGCCAUCAGGUGCGGGUGCUGGAGCUGCCUUACCUGGGAAAUGCGGCCAGUCUGCUCCUGGUGCUGCCACACGACAAAGACACCCCACUGAGCCACAUUGAGCCCCACCUCACAGCCAGCACCAUCCACGUCUGGACCGCCAGCCUGAAGAGAGCCAGGAUGGACGUGUUCCUGCCUAGGUUUAGGAUCCAAAAUCAUUUCAACUUAAAACAUAUUUUAUAUUCUUGGGGCAUCACCGAUCUUUUUGAUCCACUCAAGGCCAACUUGAAAGGAAUUUCAGGCCAAGAUGGCUUUUAUGUUUCUGAAGCGAUCCACAAAGCCAAGAUCGAGGUUUCAGAGGAAGGCGCCAAGGCAGCUGCGGCUACAGCUCUGUUGUUACUGAAAAGGUCUCGGAUUCCUGUUUUUAAAGCAGAUCGGCCAUUCAUCUUUUUCCUGAGAGAACCCAACACAGGGUUUGUCUUCAGUAUUGGGAGAGUUUCAAGUCCCCUAGACUAAAUGAACAGAUCACAAGCAUGUUCUCCACCCUCAUCUAUGCUUUUCUUCAUAAAAAGUUACAAUUUCAUUUGCUAUACCCUUGAAAUUUUAAAAAUGUUCUGCUAAAGUGUAAAAAGAUAAGGGUAUGUGAUUUUCAAAUAUUAUGAACCUAAAAAUACUUCAAUUUUACUAUAAUUUUAUAAAUUUAUUUCACCCUCUUUUAAUCUAAAUGUAUUUUUUAACCUUUUCUACUGGUUACCCCAAAAGCACUACAAGGCACAGCAGUGAGCUAUGAGUGGUGAGUGAGUCGGGUCAUAGGGUCACGUGUCAGUAAGGACAUGUGAGGCCGUGCUGGACUGAGGGUGGACGAUGAAGAGUGCUCAUUUUCCCUUAUCCUGGGUAACUAGGGAGAAUGCAAAAUGAGCAAAGUCAUUUUAAAUGUGUUUGCUUUCCAUUUAGCUUCUAAAUAAAAUGGAGAGUUUAAGUGUGAGAAGAGCAGAGCAGAACAGAGAUCCCCUUUGAGCCCUCAGUCCGCUGAGGGACUCGUAAGCCCGGCAUCAAGCUGCUAAACGCCAGACUGUUCAGAAAAGGUGGUGGACCCCAAACUUACAACCCCUAACUGACAGCUUCACCUGGUGCCGUCCACAGUCCUAGUAAGAAAGCAAAAGAGGUUGAAGGGAAGUAAGUAAGGAAACCAAUAAAGUCCCAAGGUCUGCUUUUAAACAGCUUUAAAGAGCCUGCCUAUAUCUGCCGCAGACACUGUCGUUUGAGUGAUCCAGGCAGAAAUGGAGUAUGCUGGGGUGGCCAACAAAAUCUAAGAACAUAGAGUAAAAAGACAAUGCAGAUUAUGUAACAUGUAAUUACAGUUAGGUUUAACAAAUGUGAACUUCAAGUGGUGUAUUUUUCCAAUGCUGAAAAGCAAGGCCUUAAAAUUCCAUUAUCUUAAGAUGGUUUUAAAUGGUUACUUUAAAUGUGAUUAUUUCCUAAACCACACAAGAGUAAAAUAGAGCAUUUAUUGAUGGAAUAACAAAAGUGCUUUUCUUAAAUAUUCUUCAAAAUACAUUUGUACAACUUACAAUAAUAUAUCCAAAAUAACUGUAUAUACAAAACAUUGCCUAGUUUUAAUGUAUGUGCUUUUUUCCCCAAAAAUUACAAAGUAACUUUUUAAUUUUUUGGCAAAGUUCAACCUUAACAGAGGUGACAAUUUUAAAGGUUGGUUUAAGAAAAUAGAACCUGAGGGAAAUUGACACGCAAGAGUCAAUGACAAGCAAGAGAUUUGGAGGAGUAUUUUUAGUUUGUUAAAUAAAAAUGUUUUUUUAGAGUGAUACUUCUCACAUUACAAAAAUAAACCAAAAUGAAAAGGUCACUGUAAAAUGAUGGAAAAAGGAUCUGUAGACUUGCUCUUAGUAUUUCAAAAAGCCAACAAUGCAUGUCAAAAAAUGAAUGCAAGAUCACAACAGUCUUGUAUUUACUUUGUAUUUGGAGAAGGUAGUGAAAUAAGUGGCCACAUUGUUUUCUUUUAAUUGCUAUUAAUAUGGUUGAUCUGAUUGGCUCUUCGAUGAAUUUCAUCCAAGAAGUUCUCCAGUUGUUCUAUUAGCAUUCGUUUUUUAAACCUGUAUAAAAAAAAUAAGUAAUAGUACUCUCAAUUUCUUUUUAAACAAAUAGUUAUGUAUCAGUAUAAUUUUUUUUUUUAAAGAGAGAAAAUGAGUUGGGAAGAUUUUUUGAAGUGAAAUUAAAGUGAAAGAUUAACUUUAUGAUAUACAAAAUCUCUUGGAAGACUGGCAAAUUAUGUCAUCAGUACAGUAUUAUAUAGUUUGUUCCUAAAACAAAUAAUCUAGGCCUAGGUACAAUGGAAAAGAAGUUAUUCCUUCCACAACCAAAAAGAAAAAGAUGGGGAAAACCCCUAAUAAAUACAAGGGUUAUAAAUAGUCCAGCAAAAUCUGGUCCCCCAAAGCCAUGACUCCAAUAGCUUCUUAUACUCUCUGAAAGUUGAAUGUUAAAAGGAAUGUGAACAAAAUAUGAAUAUAAUCCCCCACAAAAUGGAAGGAGAAAUGAAAGCUGGGCAAUCACAUUUAAAACCAUGGUGUUCUACGAUUGCUAUCUGAAAACUAGCAAAUCAAAGAUAAUUAGACAUCUGUAGUACAGGAUAAAGCAAACAGUUAAAGUUCAAGUGGCAAGUCUUUUAAUUUUUCCGUAAUAAAUACAGUAGACUAAAACUGCAUUUGUCUAUGUUAGUAGUAAUUCUGCUGAUGCAUUUUAGAAUAUCCAAAAACACUGCCCAAUCUAUACCUACUUCCUCUCUCUUUGUAAACUAAUGUGACUAGCUACCAUAUUACACAACUCUCUGAAAGAUGGCAGAAAGGAGGGCAGGCCCCAGGAACAGCUAAAUCCAUGAUGAAGUUUGAGCUGACAGAAUGUUGUUACAUAAAGAGCAGGACAGGUGAAAAACUCUAAAUAAAUAUGAAAAGUUAUAUAGCCUUAUCUUGAAACCUCAAAGUGGCCUAUCCUCUAGUCACUCAUUAAAAAAAGAAAUUAACUUUUUUCUUAAACAAACAAACAAAACCUUUAUGUGUAUGUAGCAUGGACAAAACUGGGGGACUAAAUAAAGGGUGGGUAUUUUGGAAGGUCACAUUAGAUAAACCCUAAGGUCUUAAAAGUACUAAAAUUUUUAAAGUAUUGAAGGAAAAAUAGAAAACCCUUUUUUACUCACUAAACUCAUACAACUAUGCUUUCCAGUUAAUUGCAUUUUGUAGUUACCAUUUAUAAUCUCGAUCCACAUUCCUUGUACUAAAGUGCAUAAUCCUGGGCUACUGAAGAGCAAUCAGAAUAAGGCCCAUUUGUCCAGCUCUGGUUCCCUUAAUUACAUUCCCACAAACAAGUGAACUGCAUUUAAAUAUCGCCUUUCAAGGUUACUUCUAAUCACUAAUUAAUAUUAACUGUAGUUCAAAUAUACAAAGGAGAAAAAUUAAAGACUAUAAAAUAUAAAGACACCAAAAAGCCACAGAGUAGAAUAAAUGAGAAUUAGCAAGUAUCUGUAAUUUGUAGGGAGAAAAGGCCCAUGAUUUCUGAAGAAUUUGUGACUAUUUUUUAAGUGAAAUUCUUUCAAUAAAAUAAAAAGAGAAGUACUUAUA
Messenger RNA from Camelus dromedarius (Arabian camel), 4322 nucleotides. RefSeq names its product serpin family E member 3 (gene SERPINE3). The transcript has 8 exons. The record is from RefSeq and is a predicted model, not a curated record. Gene Ontology annotation, molecular function: serine-type endopeptidase inhibitor activity. Lineage: Eukaryota; Metazoa; Chordata; Mammalia; Artiodactyla; Camelidae. The coding region runs from base 1 to 1212 and encodes 403 amino acids.